GCUUUAAAGCAGUUGGAAACAGCAAAUUUGGGGCAACUUGAUGUAGUGCUCUGCCCCUGCAGAGCAGCAGCUGGGGUUGUUUCAACCCCCCAUAAUUUAUAGAUAUUUAAAUUGUACUGGGACAUGUGCAACAGAGAAUUGAGGCUGUAGGACCAUGUGCAUGUCUAGAUCAGUUUCUGAUGUCAAAGCAGCUGAAAGUUGUGUUUAACUAUCAAACCUCCCAAAUGGCAGAAGGGAGACUCUCACUCCUGUCCCCAAGCCACAACAUUGCCACCAGAACCUCAGCUGGCUCUUUCCCUUCCUGGACAAGAGGAUAAUGAGAAGAAAGUGGACAAGGAACCUGCAGCUGUUUCCUCAGGAGGAUCAAUCCACACGAGCUCUCUGCUGGGAGCUGAAGAUGCAGAUGAUGAGACACUUCUCCUGUCUGACACCCUCAGCAGAAGCUCAGGUGCUCUGGACAAACCCAGGGUCCGGCCGCAGAAGAAAUUCUGUGUGACAGAGGAAGUGCUGGAACAGCUGAGGGGCAUUGUCAACGAGGGGGACCCUAAGACCAAAUACAUUGAUUUUGUUCAAGUUGGCCAAGGGUGGCCCUGAAGAAGAUGCCUCUGCGCAGACGGAGCAGGAAGGAACUCCUUUUCAACGAGAUUCAGAUCAUGAAGGAAAACCGGCAUCCCAAUAUUGUCAAUUAUAUAGACAGCUACCUGGUGAAUGAAGACCUGUGGCUCGUGAUGGAAUAUGUGGAUGGAGGCACUUUAACCAGCGUUCUUGUCCGAGUCUUAAUGGAGGAAGGAAUGAUAGCUGCUAUCAGCAAGGAGUGCCUCAAAGCCCUGGACUUCCUUCAUUCAAACAAUGUGAUCCACAGAGAUGUUAAAAGUGACAAUAUUCUUCUCGGGAUGGACGGCUCUGUGAAACUGACUGAUUUUGGCCUGUGUGCUCAGCUGAGCUCGGAGCGGAGCACACGGUGCACAAUGCUUGGCUCUCCUUACUGGGUAGCACCAGAAAUUGUGAAAAGAAAGGAAUAUGACACCCAAGUGGACAUCUGGGCCCUUGGGAUUGUGGCCAUUGAAAUGCUGGAGGGAGAACCUCCAUACUUUAAAGAAAGCCCCAUCCAGGCUCAGCGCCUGAUUGCCCGGAACAGGUACCCCCCUCUGAGGAUGCCCAGCAAGAUGUCCAUUCUGUUCCAUGCUUUCCUGCACUCCUGCUUGGACACCAACCCCAGCAUCCGCUGGACAGCCAGGGAGCUCCUGCAGCAUCCAUUUUUACGAACAGCCGUGAGUCUCUCUGUCCUGCCUGACUUGAUCUGUAUAGCCAGGAAAGUCUGUCAGACCACGGAAACGGCUCAGGACAGCAGUGCCAACACAGAGGAAAAGAAGGAAUAAAAUUUUCACUCCUUUGGGAGAUUUGCUCCCUUCUCACCCAAUGGUUCCAGUCACUUCUGAAUUCUUGGUUGCUUCUUAAAGAUGGAAAGUCCCAAUUAUGGGGGUUUUGAUAUGGUUUGGAGAUGGGGAAGGGUCUCCUUCAUUCAUCAGCUCCAGACCACGCUGCCUCUGGAAUGCCCAUGGGCUGGGAUUUGCCCACUAGUGGCACUUCUGGGUGAGGGAGAAAGUGCAAUGCAUUUCCAGCCAACUGGGGGAGGCAAAACAUCCUGUUGGGUACACACAGUCAGCAGGGAUUGUGGAGUGUUUGGAGAAUUCCCUGU
This is a messenger RNA of Melozone crissalis (California towhee), 1699 nucleotides long. Its product is annotated as serine/threonine-protein kinase PAK 3-like. Gene Ontology annotation, biological process: regulation of MAPK cascade; intracellular signal transduction; protein phosphorylation. The record is from RefSeq and is a predicted model, not a curated record. Gene Ontology annotation, cellular component: cytoplasm. Lineage: Eukaryota; Metazoa; Chordata; Aves; Passeriformes; Passerellidae. The transcript has 9 exons. Bases 600 to 1379 code for a protein of 259 amino acids. Gene Ontology annotation, molecular function: protein serine/threonine kinase activity; ATP binding.